Molecule: messenger RNA, 1588 nt
Organism: Lutra lutra (Eurasian river otter)
Lineage: Eukaryota; Metazoa; Chordata; Mammalia; Carnivora; Mustelidae
Gene: INCA1
Product: inhibitor of CDK, cyclin A1 interacting protein 1
Biological process (GO): negative regulation of cell population proliferation; negative regulation of cyclin-dependent protein serine/threonine kinase activity
Cellular component (GO): cytoplasm
Molecular function (GO): cyclin binding; cyclin-dependent protein serine/threonine kinase inhibitor activity
Source: RefSeq, a predicted model, not a curated record
CGUCCCCUCCCUCCCCCGCUCUCCCCCGCCCAGCGCUCACCUCGUCGCGGCGGGGCUCCCCGAGCGGCUCGGCGGAGGGCACGGGGGCGACCUUCCCGGGGCGGGGGGGGCGUGAGACGGCGGCCGGCGAUCGGGAGCGGGCUCGGGGCUGCCCCCGCCCCUCGCCAGGUCCCCGGGCGGCGGGCGGCGGACUCGCGCCCCGGGGGCGGCAGCAGCAGCGGCGCCAGCGGCCGGCGCCCGCCCGGGCAGCGCGAGCUGGGGCGGGAGCGAGGGGCGGGGGACCGGCGGGCACGCGCACGCGGGGGGCGGGCGCGCGCCGUCCCGACUGGGGCCCGGGAGCGCCCCGGGAACGGCUGUUAAAGGGGCAAUGCCCUCGCACUGUGGGGAGCCUCGGGUGCGGCCGCAGAAAAGCUCGCUGGACGAUGGCUGGCGGGAGGGUUACGGCGCGCGAGGAACCUGGCCGGGGUGGGGGGAGGUGGGGGGAGGGGGCGGGCCCUGGAGGGGACCCAGGCCCCGGACCGGCGCACGUCGCCGCCAUCGGAGGCGCGCCCAGGGGCGGAGCCGCCCGUCGCGCCCCGCCCAGGGGAGGCCCCGCCCAGGCCCCGCCCCCGCGUGCGCGGCGCGCCGGCUCCGCCCCCGGCUCCAGUCGGCGCGUCUCUCCUCAGCGCCCGCCGGGCGUUCUAGAACCGGCCGCGCCGCCGCCUCAGGUGCCGGGGCCUAGAGCGGGCGGCGGCGCCGGCCGGUCCGCUGCCCGGUCCCCUGCCCGACCCUCCUCUCGCCCUCGACGGCUUCACAGCCGCCUCCGCCCCGCCGGGCUGUGCGCGAAGACUCGUUUCCCGCGAUGCUGCCGGCACCGGCGAGGAGACCUGACCCGGCCACGCGUCCGGCCGUGCGGGACGACGGACACAAGCUCAUCCCCUUUGCCAAGUGUUCCAGGGUGGUCCGCCGAUCGGCACCCCCCGGCUUGUCUUCCCAGAGCCCCAGACUGAUGCCCCAGCGAUACGGAGACCUCUUCUGGGAGAACCUUAGCCAAAAGCCCAGCCCCAGCUGGAUGGAAGAACAGUACACCCCACCCCUGCAGAGAGCCACUGGAUGCUCCCAGCCUGGCCUGUACCCCACUGAGGGGCUCCCACCACCGGAGCUGCUUUGCAGAAGAAAGAGAAGGAGGCCCCCUUUGGCUGGAAUGCAGCAGGGACCUGGGGGCAUCCCAGCCCGGGUGAGGGCAGUCGCUUAUCACCUGGAGGAUCUAAGGAGGCGACAGAGACUCAUCAAUGAACGGAAAAAUGCCCAGUGGGGCAGCUCUGGGGCUGCAUCUGAGCCCCUGGCUCUUGCCCAUGUCCGCGGUGGAGUCCCCAGAGCCACCCAAUACCGGGGUCUAGAAGAGGAGAGGGCUGCCUAUCAACAGGAAGACGGCCACCCUCUCACCAGUGGCCAGCCCCAGCUGCUCUGGUCUCCCUGGAGCCCCCUGGCCCAGGGCGGGUCUUGCCUCCCCAGGCGGCUGGGCUCCCUGGCCUCCUACAGCGCUGUCCAUGCUAGCAGGACGCUCCUCUGCAAGCCCUGGGGGAUGGAGGUGCGGUCUGAGGAGUGA